Tilletiopsis washingtonensis is the source of this 335-nucleotide messenger RNA. RefSeq lists its product as hypothetical. The transcript has 4 exons. NCBI's taxonomy places the organism in Eukaryota, Fungi, Basidiomycota, Exobasidiomycetes, Entylomatales. Bases 1 to 276 code for a protein of 91 amino acids. The record is from RefSeq and is a predicted model, not a curated record. Gene Ontology annotation, biological process: mitochondrial electron transport, ubiquinol to cytochrome c.
AUGAUCCCCACGCUCGCCGUCCGUGCCGCUCUCCGCGCCUCGGCGCCGGCCCGUGCGCCCGUCAAGCCCGUGUUCCAGCCGCACGUUGCGCGCUUCUCGGUGGAGAACUGCGUCAAGUGGAUCCCGUCGCUCGCCUUCUGGGGUGUCGGCGCCGGCGGUGCCGCCACGCUCUUCCUGAGCGGCGUGCCGCUCUUCCAGGAGGACGUGCUGAAGAAGUUCCCGAUCCUCAGCGACUUCUACGCCGACAAGACGCCGGACUCCGACAAGCCCUUCUAAAGGCAAGGAUGGAGGAGGAUACCGGCGGGAAGGGACUAGAUGCGGAGGGAGCUCAGGGG